CGUCCAUAAAUCCGAGACUGCACAAAACGGAAACGAAUUAAUUCAUCGUGAUAUCAACACCAUAACUGCGGAUAAAGGCUGUGCUCACGUUUAUUUUUGUGGGUCCGUUAUCUCGUACCUCUGCGCAAAAGCCUCGAGGUCUCUCUUGAUCUUUGCUUGUUGGACAGUGUCAAUUUGGGGUAGCGGCGUGGACAAUGCUGGCUGUGUCUUCAACCUGUCUUUGCUCCUGGAUAGCAUACUGCACUCAAGACAUGCUUCUGUUUGCACAUUGGCCAGAGAGAGAAUGGUCAGAACUUUAGGUACAACACACCACAGAGCUUCUAUGGAAGGAUAAGGUCUGCAGCCUCCACACCAAACACUACUGACACCACCAUCGGAAAGCUAAAGCUGUAGCAAGCUACUAUAGUAAAGUGGCCGAGGUAGACCAUAUCUUUGAUGCCUAACCCAACCACUAAGACCAAGGGUUUCCGGUUAUCUGUGCCCCAUCAACACCUUGCCGUCUUCCGUAACCCUGCCAAACGUUAAAUUUCCUGCUUUGGUCCCUCCUCCGCAGCCACCAUGCGUCCCUCACUCGCGGUCCUUCCCAGGACCCGUAACCAUCCCCACACAGCCCCCCCCCACAAUGCACACGGACUGUCUGCACACGUGGGGCGGGAGCACCUGUCGGCCCCACGGAGGCGCAGCCCACACCUGCGACACACGCUCAGCCCAGAGAACCUGCGGAGCCUGGCGGAGCGAGGCGGUGCGGCCAGGGACACGGCUUCUGUGGUGAGCAGCCCCAUGGGUCUCCCGAGGGCCAACAGCGACACAGACCUGGUGACCUCGCAGGGCCGCUCGUCGCUGACUGCGUCCACACUGGAGUUCACGCUGGGGAGGGGCCAGAACCUGGUCAUCUCCUGGGACAUCAAGGAGGAGGUGGACGCCACCGACUGGAUCGGCCUGUAUCACAUUGAUGAAAUCAGCCCAUCCAAUGUGUGGGACUGUAAGAACCGUGGGGUGAAUGGGACACAGAGGGGCCAGAUCGUCUGGAGGUUGGAGCCUGGGCCUUACUUCAUGGACGCUGAGACCAAGAUCUGCUUCAAGUACUAUCACGGCGUCAGUGGAGCCCUGAGAGCCACCACCCCCUGCAUCACUGUGAAGAACCCUGGAGUCCUGGGAGAAGGUCAAAGUGAGGGGCAGUCAUCCACAGAUCAUCCUCGCAAACUAAUCAGCUUUACUUUGACAGAUAUGCAUGCGGUGGGGCUGAAGAAGGGAAUGUUCUUCAACCCGGAUCCCUACCUGAAGAUGUCCAUCCACCCUGGGAAGAGAAGUGGCUUCCCCACCUUCAGCCACCACGGACAGGAGAGACGCUCUGCCAUCAUCGCCAAUACCACCAACCCUAAGUGGCGCGGAGAGAAAUACACUUUUGUAGCACUGAUGACAGACAUUCUGAACAUCGAGGUGAAGGACAAGUUUGCCAAAAGUCGACCAAUCAUCAAACGCUUCCUUGGUCAGCUGACCAUUCCUGUGCAGAGGCUGAUUGAGAAAAUACCUGGUCUCCAGCCUCUGAGCUUCUCUCUGUGUCGACGGUUGCCCACUGAGCACGUGAGUGGCCAGAUGCAGUUCAGGGUGGAGCUCACAUCCACUGGACCUGACGGGGCCUCUCCGGACUCUAUCAUCGGUGUGCCCAAUAACGGGGCCCCUGGGACUCCAUCAGAUGACGAGGAUCUGCCCCACCUUCUCCCGGGGGUGGUUACUGGAGGCCCCUCCCCUACUGGCUCCCUGGGCUCACAGAGGUCCUGGGAAGGCGGGGCCACAGCCUAUCCAGUCCCAGACUACAGGGACUUUAGCGGUACAGAGGGCAGAACCACCGAGGGUGAAUCCUACUCUGGCCCUCUACGGUUGCAGAGGUCCCUGAGCGAAGGCCUGGAUGCCAUCGAGGCCCCCAAGGGCCCCGGAGAGAGGCCCCUGGGCGCCGCUUCACCGAAGCUGCGCUCUAGCUUUCCCACUCACACACGUCUCAGUGCCAUGCUGCACAUUGACUCAGACGAAGAUGAGGAGCGCUCGGGGCCCACUGACAUUUACCCGGUGCCCGGGUCCCCCCUGCUGCUCAACGGGGGUCCCGAGGGGCCUGAAGAAGAAGACGUUGUCCCAGAGCUACAGCAGGAUCCUGACCCUGAGCAGCUGGAACCCAGGGUGGUGGGAGAUGAACAGCUGAUAGUAACGGGGGAAGAUUGUGCCCCUGGUGGUGAAUCCAAUGUGGCCCCUGAGUUAGACCUGGCCCUCGACUUCGAGGACUCCUCAGAGCCUGAUGUUUUCUCGGAGGUGGAGGAAGUUCCUUUCUUCUCAGAGGCGCUGUCCCAGAGUCUUUUGGCUGUGGGCCUGGAGGGGCCAGAGGAGGGCCAGGGGCCUGCUGACAACCCCUCGUCGCCGAUUGACACCUGCUCCAUGGCAAUGGCCCCACAGACAGUCUUCUCUUCCUCAGAGAGUUGCCCAAUCACAAUGUCCACGGCUGAGGAGGCAGAGGAGAGGGCAGUAGCUGCCAUUGACCCAGGGGGAGACUCAUUCACUGGCACUCCACCCACCCACCAGCACGUAGACGACGAGGGGGGCGGGCAUACGUCAGCCAAUGAGGUUGAAGGAGACGCUCCGUCUGCCAAUGCGCUGGAGCCAGGGGAGGAGAUUAGUGAGCGGAUGUGGAGCUUACAGGUAUCUGGGGAUGUUCCCCAGGAUGAGGAGGAGGGGGAGGAGCCAAGACCCGCAGGGGUGGCCGUAUCUGUUGAUUCAGAUGCAGUUGCCAUGGAGGCAGAUGGAGAAGACGGUGCUCAAGUGAACGGUCACCCGGUGCACUGCCUCCCCUCAGUGCGCCAUGACAUUCACCGUUACCAACGAGUGGAUGAACCGUUACCUCCUAACUGGGAGGCGAGGAUCGAUAGUCACGGUCGUAUUUUCUUUGUCGAUCACGUGAACCGUACCACCACGUGGCAGCGCCCCACCGGACCCCCCGCUCCCCAGGGCCUGACCCGCUCCAGCUCCAUCCAACAGAUGGAGCAGCUCAACCGCAGAUAUCAGAGCAUCAGGAGGACGAUGACCAGUGAGAGGUCUGAGGAGAACACAGUUGACCUCCCGCCAGAGCCCACAGAGAGUGACUUUCUGCCCCAGACCAUCCCUGAGUACAGGAGAGAGAGCGCAGUGGGUCACUCCAGCUCUCGGUCGCGUCUCUCUCUGCUGCUCCAGUCCCCAAGUGCAAAGUUCCUGUGCAGCACAGACUUCUUCACCGUGCUGCAUUCUAACCCUAGUGCCUACAGCAUGUUUACGAGCAACACCUGCCUGAAGCACAUGAUCAGUAAGGUGCGUCGGGAUGCCCACCACUAUGAGCGUUACCAGCACAAUCGGGACCUGGUGGCCUUCCUCAACAUGUUCACCAACAGCCAGCUGGAGCUACCCAGGGGCUGGGAGAUGAAGCACGACCAGACCGGCAAGCCCUUCUUUGUGGAUCACAACUGUCGCUCCACAACCUUCAUCGACCCGCGGCUCCCCCUCCAGAGUGCACACUCAACUAGCCUGCUGGCCCACCGACAGCACCUUAACCGCCAACGCAGCCACAGCGCAGGCGAGGUGGUAGAUGACAUGCGACACUCCAGCCCACCUGUCGUGCCCUGCCCCUCCAGCACCUUCAGUGGGUCCACUCGCAAUCAGGACCUGGUGCCUGUGGCCUACAACGACAAGAUUGUGGCGUUUCUACGGCAACCCAACAUAAUUGAGAUCCUGCAGGAGAGGCAGCCAGAGCUCGUCAGGAACCACUCACUCAAGGAAAGGUUACAGUUCAUUCGCAGUGAGGGUGUUUCUGGGCUUGCUCGUCUCUCUAGCGAUGCUGAUCUAGUAAUUUUGCUCAGCCUGUUUGAAGAGGAGGUUAUGUCCUAUGUGCCACCUCAUGCCUUACUGCACCCCAGCUACUGCUCCUCCCCUCAGAGCUCCCCCGGUACUCAGCGGGCGAAUGCACGCGCCCCUGCCCCUUACAAACGUGACUUUGAGGCCAAACUGAGAAACUUCUAUCGCAAGCUGGAGACGAAAGGCUAUGGCCAGGGACCUGGGAAAGUCAAAUUGAUCAUUCGUAGAGAUCACCUAUUGGAGGAUGCCUUCAAUCAGAUAAUGUGCUACUCCCGCAAAGAUCUGCAGAGGAGUAAGCUCUACGUCAGCUUUGUGGGCGAGGAAGGGCUGGACUACAGCGGCCCCUCGAGGGAGUUCUUCUUCCUGGUGUCGAGGGAGCUGUUUAACCCUUACUACGGCCUGUUUGAGUACUCCGCCAACGACACCUACACUGUGCAGAUCAGCCCCAUGUCUGCCUUCGUGGACAACCAUCACGAGUGGUUCCGUUUCAGUGGGCGUAUCCUGGGCCUGGCUCUGAUCCACCAGUAUCUGCUGGAUGCCUUCUUUACCCGCCCGUUCUACAAGGGCCUGCUGCGCAUCCCGUGUGACCUGAGUGACCUGGAGUUCCUGGAUGAGGAGUUUCACCAGAGUUUACAGUGGAUGAAGGACAAUGACAUCGAGGACAUGCUGGACCUCACCUUUACCGUCAACGAGGAAGUCUUUGGACAGAUCACAGAGAGAGAGCUGAAGCCAGGCGGGGCAGGUAUUCCAGUGUCAGAGAAGAAUAAGAAGGAGUACAUCGAGCGUAUGGUUAAGUGGCGCAUCGAAAGGGGUGUGGCUCAGCAGACGGAGAGCCUGGUGCGAGGCUUCUAUGAGGUGGUGGAUGUGCGGCUGGUAUCUGUGUUUGAUGCCCGGGAGCUGGAGCUGGUGAUCGCUGGCACUGCAGAGAUCGACCUGGCAGACUGGAGGAACAACACAGAGUACAGAGGAGGGUACCAUGACAACCACAUAGUAAUCCGCUGGUUCUGGGCUGCAGUGGAGAGGUUCAACAAUGAGCAGAAAUUGAGACUGCUGCAGUUUGUGACAGGCACCUCCAGUAUUCCCUAUGAGGGCUUUGCCUCCCUCAGAGGUAGCAAUGGACCACGCAGGUUCUGUGUGGAGAAGUGGGGCAAAAUCACCUCCUUGCCCAGGGCCCACACAUGCUUUAACCGUCUGGACCUCCCGCCGUACCCGUCGUUCUCCAUGCUCUACGAGAAAAUGCUGACGGCCGUGGAGGAAACCAGCACCUUUGGCCUGGAGUAACCUCUCCAAAAUGUCCGCCACAGCCAGGGGUUGAAUUGGGUAAGAACAAUGGUGGAUAGGAAACCCCACCACCUUCGCUUGAGGCGAGACAGGACUCACAGUACACAAUGGAGACUGAAUAGACAUCGACAAGAAAUUAUCAUUGUGGAGAAAAAACAACAACCUUUGGGACAAUUUCACCAACAAGAUAAUCCCAAUUUGACCCCCUGGCUUUGCUAUACCUCCCUGCUCCAUGAGCCCAUACUUCCUGGAAUAACGUUACUGUUCUUUUACCUACACUGAUGCCCUCCAUUUGAUUCCUGCGUACAACAACCACACUUGUGCUUUAUCUCUUAUCAGUUUAAUGGCCUUGGUUACUGUAUCUCCAGUCCUCCUCCUUCCUCCAGGGGUUCAGCCUGCACUUCAAACCCAGAGAAACCUUAUCCUAAUCCCCUAUGCUUCCUCCUGGAGUGACCUCAUGUUCUGGACCUCAGAACUGUUUCAUUUUCUACUCUGGGGCUGCAGACUAUGCACACUAUAAUACAUAAUGAACUAAUGCCUUGGCUUCGAACAUACACGCUUCUAACGCACACACUUUCAAGAUGACCCUCAUGAGUAAGACCGUUAUCAUUUCUGAAGGGAUUCAAUUGUAUGUCAGAGCUCCUAAGGGGCACCAAAGGCAUUGUCAUACUCCAAAACACACUGCACUUACCUUAUGUUAGAUUACAUGAGCAAGGCUUUAAAACUGACACACACUUACGUACGGAUACAAUUGUAGGGUCAUUCUUUUUCCAAAUAGAUGAGAUGCACUUUCUCAUAGACGCAUGUAGCUCCACAUGCAUGUACACACACACACACACACACACACACACACAAAUACGCACUGAGACAUUGCCAAACAAAAGGCUUUAUUUCUCACUGAUGUAAUUUUCUCCCAUUCAGUGUACUUACUGAUGAAUGUAUCACAAAAGAGUGAACCUGUGUAUGAACCUGUAUGAAUCUCCAGCUUGCCGUAGUAGGAAGACUGAGGAGCCUUCAAAGAAGAAGAAACACCAGAGCCGCACGAAGUGUAGCUCGUACAAUUGCUGACUGUGGUUGAUUGAGGAAUAUGGAAGCCAAGACUGUGGCAUCGGACAUGUGCCUUGUUAUGAGAGAUAUGAGAGACACUUUUACUCAUUGUUUUACGAAAGGAUGCGUCCAUUUCCUAUUGGGUCACGACUGAAAACUCAGUUGUAACGAGAGACUUUGUAUUGUCUAUUUGGUUGUUCAAAAUUACAUUCAAAAAGUUUAUCUGUGUCACACACAAAAAACACAACUUUUAAAGCUAGAAUCCUUAGUUGCUUCCUACAUCUAUUUUUGGACCUAUAAAUGAAUGAUAUAUACCCAUUGAUUCUUGAAGAAUAUAACUUAUACAUGCAUCAUGAACUUAGUUCAACAGUUGUACCCCAUCAGAACCCAAAAUAUAAACUUGUUUUACUCCAAUGAUUGUAAACAAUGUAAAUGUAAACAAACUGUAUAGCCUCAAAACAUGGUUAAAACUGUACUUUUUAUAUCAUGGAUGGUCAGUCCUUGCAUCCAUAGCUCUGUAUAUGAAUUUGAGAGGGGUUACAUUUCUCCAGGCCCAACCCUCAGCUUUCUACCAAAACAGAGGCGGGGUGCCACUUUGUUAUUCUUUCAAUUAAGGAUUCUAGCUUUAAGUGUAUUCCAAAACAGUUCCAGGAUGCAAACACAAGAGGGCAGCACAUCAUAUAUGGGUACUUCAGUACCAUCGACACAGCUAUAGAAGCAUUUUUAAGCAUGGGGCAUACACUACACACCAACACAGAUGCUUACGAUUUCUUGAAAGCAUGUUUUCAUCCUGGUUUUGGACUUCUCAGUGCAUAACCCCUACCCAAAGGAUUUAUUUACACACACACAUACACACACACACAUUUUCUAUGGGGUGCACACACUACUGUACAGAGGUCUAUGUGAGCUAAA
This is a messenger RNA of Oncorhynchus mykiss (rainbow trout), 7110 nucleotides long. Its product is annotated as E3 ubiquitin-protein ligase HECW2. Gene Ontology annotation, biological process: protein ubiquitination; regulation of dendrite morphogenesis; ubiquitin-dependent protein catabolic process. Gene Ontology annotation, molecular function: protein binding; ubiquitin protein ligase activity. Lineage: Eukaryota; Metazoa; Chordata; Actinopteri; Salmoniformes; Salmonidae. The record is from RefSeq and is a predicted model, not a curated record. Gene Ontology annotation, cellular component: cytoplasm.